CCACGAGCUGCGGCUGGAGGCGGCGCUGGCGGCGCUGCAGGAGCAGCUGUGGCGUUCCCUGGAUGCAGCUGUCAGACUUCUCGUGUUCGCAGAAAACCCUGGCGGUCCCUGGGAAGCUUGUCGAGGUGCAGGUGGCCGGCGGUGGCCGAGAGCCUCAGAACCUUCUAAGGAGCCAGGAUGUCAGCCGGAAAACCCACCUGGGCCAGCUGGACCGGCAGAUCAGCGAGCUGCAGCUGGGCGUGCGCAGGCCCUGCGGCGAGGCGGCCGACGGAGACAGCAGGCCCAGCUCAGGCUUCUACGAGCUGAGCGACGGCGGGUCCUGCUCCCUGUCCGCCUCCUGCACGUCCGUGUGCAGUGACCGCAUGUACUCCUCACUGGGCACUUUGCUGCCGGCCGACCCCGCGGCCCGGCCCCGGUCAGCCGACGACACCGCGGUGCACGGAGCCCAGCUGCCCACGUGGAGACCCCAGGCCGCCGAGGAGGGCGAGUCCCGGCCCAGGCCGGUGUCCACAGGUGAUCUCGAAAGAGCCCUGCUGCCGUCGGUGGCGCUCCAGAAAGCCAGCACAGACCCCACGCCCACGCCGCUUCUCUGCCCCGGGAUGGACCUGCCAGCUCACGCGCCGGACCCCAAGUACCAGCGCGACCUGGUGUCCACGGGCGGCAGGGAGGUGUACCCGUACCCCAGCCCCCUGCACGCGGUGGCUCUGCAGAGCCCGCUCUUCGCCCUGCCCAGGGACGCCCUGCACGCCGAGGCCCAGCCGCCCCCUCGGAGGCCCCCUCCCGGCCCCAGGGGCCCCUCGAUCCCGACACCACCUGUCCUGGAGGCCGGCCCCGCUGCAGCCUACAUAGACAGGCUACUGCGGCUGCGGGGCCACGGGACCCCCACGAGGAGGCGUGAGGGUGAGCAGGGGUCCCCAAGACGUGAGGAGCCCCCGUGCCCCCAGGCAGUUGGUGUCCAGAGAGCGGACAGUCCCGGUGGCCGCACCCCGGGGAGAGCAGGAGCCGGUGCGCCGGCCCAGAGGGGGGACGCCAGCAGGGACAGCCUCAGGCAGCAGGGUGUGGGCACCCCGCGCCCCAGCAGGCUUCUGGGGGGGGGACCCAAACCCGCCAGCGGCUGCGUCCGUGGGGACACCAUGCUGGGCCCCCCUCAGCCGAGGUGUGGGCGCACUCUGUCUCCCCGGGCCCAGGCGGCCGUCAACAGUCAGGGGGGUGCGGUCCUGUCACCUGCCAGGAAGGCAGGAGGGGAGAGCCCCGUUCUGGCUCCCAGGGUCUGUGCCCGCCCCCCAUUUGAUGCCAGCGGAGCUGCUCUCCUGGGGCUAAAACCGGGCCCCCCCAGGACAAAGGCUGUGAAGGUCAGGAGAGGGGCCAGUGACAAGGCGCUGAGGUUUGGGGCAGAGCUGCCAGCGGGGUGUCCCCUCACAGCCCCCGAGCUGUCCCCCGAGUGGGGGGACGGUCGCAGGAGGAGGCCCACGCUGGCCGGGGUGGCGCCCAGCCGGUCCUGCUCUGAGCCCAGACUCUACCCCGUGCCCUUCCUGGUGCCCCUGCUCGUGGCCCGAAGGGUGGGCCGCGGGGGCCCCUCGCAGGCCAGCGGGGAGGCACGGAAGAAACAGCGCAGGUGGCUGUCCUCUGUGGAGGUCUCAGGCGGCCCGGGACCCCCCAGGCCUGCCGGGAGCGGAGGGGGAGGGCCACCCCGGCCCAGGCCACGCCCCCCGGCCCCCCGCACUGGGAGCGAGUCCGAGGGCUCAGAGCGCUCAGCGCAGUGCGCCUCCCUGUGCCCCUCCACUGUCGCCGAGACCAGUGAGGACGGGGCCAGUGACCACACCGCCAGCCGCUUCGGGGACAAGGAGUCCAGCAGCAGUGACUCGGAGGGUGGGGCCUGGCCUGGGGCGCGGCCCCCGCAGCCCCUGCGGGCCCCAGGUUCUCGCAGGCCGCCCCUGCCCCCUGUCCCCAAAGUGUGCCGCAUCAAGGCCUCCAAGGCCCUGAAGAGAAAGAUCCGGAGGUUCCAGCCGGCGGCACUGAGGGUCAUGACCAUGGUGUGAGGCGCAGGAGAGGCCAGACCAGGAGCCCGUGCAAGGGAGGACGUCCUCCCGAGGAACCGCGAUGACAGCCGUGACCUCACCAGCAGGUGCACGGUGGGCCAGAACUUUGGAGAAACCAUAAGAAAACCAGCCAAAGUGUUUGUAGACUUAGGGACAUUCCUGUAACAGGCGGCUAGUUUCAGGAUGCAGUUUUAAGAGAUAAACAUUAAAAAAAGUGAUUGACAUUUUA
Messenger RNA from Suricata suricatta (meerkat), 2268 nucleotides. RefSeq names its product dishevelled binding antagonist of beta catenin 2 (gene DACT2). Lineage: Eukaryota; Metazoa; Chordata; Mammalia; Carnivora; Herpestidae. The record is from RefSeq and is a predicted model, not a curated record. The coding region runs from base 63 to 2039 and encodes 658 amino acids. Gene Ontology annotation, biological process: negative regulation of nodal signaling pathway. The transcript has 5 exons. Gene Ontology annotation, cellular component: cytoplasm.